Molecule: messenger RNA, 1116 nt
Organism: Rhododendron vialii
Lineage: Eukaryota; Viridiplantae; Streptophyta; Magnoliopsida; Ericales; Ericaceae
Exons: 5
Coding region: 99-851 (250 amino acids)
Source: RefSeq, a predicted model, not a curated record
GGAGAUACAUACUGCUUAAAGAUGCACUCAAAGGCAACUGGGACGAGGCCAGUAGAAUCUUUGUCCAAGAUGAAGGUGCGAUCACAGCCCCAAUCGGCAUGCAUUCCAAGAUAGCGCUCCAAACAGCAGUCGGGGCGAGAGAAAGGGCAAUCCAUUUUGUGGAGAAGUUGGUGGAGUUGAUGCCCAUGGAGGCCUUGGCACUGCAUGACCGAUUUGGUAUUACCGCCCUUCAUACUGCUACUUUGGUUGGCAAUAAGAGGGCCAUUGUUGUCUUGGUGCAAAAAAAUCCUGAUUUAGUCUACAUUAGCAGCAGUUCUGACCAUAUACCGGUUCAUAAUGCUGCAAAAUAUGCUUGUAAAGACAUCCUUUUGUUCUUAUUGGCCGCUACCAAGGAUGAUCAUGUGUCUAGGCCCUUUUCAAAUAAAAGAGUUGUUCGGCUUGUCAAUUACGCAAUCUCCUCCGGAUUCUUUGAUGUAGCCCUCAAUCUGAUGCAACGCUAUCCCGAAGCAGCUAAAUCAAAAGUUGACGACAAUGAGUAUGCUUUGGCACGGAUAGCUAGAAAGCCAUCCACAUUCCCCAGUGGUAGUGGCCUGAACUUUUGGCAAUGCAUUAUCUAUUGUUGUGUUCCUGUGAAAUUGGAGACGAACCCCAUCAAAGAUCCCCCGAGUAGAGGCGACCUUGAGAAUCCAGCUUUUGCUAACAGAAGAUCUCAAGUGAUUGUGCACAAGUACGAUUGGAGUUUUUGGGCUCCACUUUUGAAGGACUUCUCCAUUUUCGGAAGUCAAAAACUGCUGACCAUGCUCUGGAAAAUGUUUGAAAUUUUGGUGCCUCUCAUCAAACACAUCCAAUAGCAAAAACAAAUGCAUCUUGAAGCACUUACACUACUCAAAUUUGUAUGCGAGGAAGUUAGAUCUUUAAAUGACUCAGGCACUUUUAGUUCAUGUACCAAAGAUCCAGUUAUUAGCGCAACAAAGUUAGGGAUUCACAAGGUUAUAGAAGAGAUUGUGGAUUCAUUUCCUGAGACAAUUUGGACGACGGACAAUGACAAUUUUACUUUAUUUGAACGAGCAGUUAUAAAUUGCAAUGAAAAUGUAUUCAACCUCUUAUAUCAAAUGG